Molecule: messenger RNA, 3548 nt
Organism: Pelodiscus sinensis (Chinese soft-shelled turtle)
Lineage: Eukaryota; Metazoa; Chordata; Testudines; Trionychidae
Gene: TMPRSS6
Product: transmembrane serine protease 6
Biological process (GO): proteolysis
Molecular function (GO): protein binding; serine-type endopeptidase activity
Source: RefSeq, a predicted model, not a curated record
CCCAGUGCCUAGAAUUGAUCUGCUAGCAAAUUGAGGCUCUUUUUGAUCAGUUUGUGGUUCUUGGUGCGGCUGUUGUUUUGGAGGACUCCUUUGAAGGUGGAGUAAAGGCCCUCACUCCUUCCUCCUGCCCCCCUCCUGGGUGGGGGAUACCCACUGGAAAACAUUAGCCAAAAGGAGACCACAGCGAAGCAGAAGAGCAAGGGUUGGUGUAUUCGGAUCUCUGCCGCAUGUGAGAGGCCUGUAGGAGACAGGAAGUGGAGAUGCCCAUGAUGGAGGCUGAGGAGCAACAGGAAGAUGCAAACACCCCAUCUGAGGAUGAAACCAAGAGGAAGGCUCGUGACUGCCUGCGCUAUGCACCCCUCUGGAUGGUCCUUGUUUUGUUGGCUGGAGCUGGAGCACUGAGUUGGUAUUUCCUAGACUACAGACCACGGCACUUGGAAUCAACUGUUCUGCAGUUCUACUCAGGCAGCCUCCGGAUCCUCAAUUAUCAGUACUCCCUGGAUCUUGGACGGCCAGAAUCCAGAGCCUUCUGGACUGAGUCAGCAAAGCUACAGAAGAUGCUAAGAGAACUCAUUCGUGUCACGGACUUGGAUCCAUAUUACAAUUCCAGCACAGUUUAUGCCUUUGGGGAAGGGUCCCUUACCUUCUUCUUCUGGUUCGCCCUUCAAGUCCCAGAGAGUCAGCAUAAGGAGAUGACAGCUGAGAGGGUGAACGUGAUUCUUUCCGGAGAACUUCUCACCAGUACCAACAGUACUGGCAGAUCCUAUCAGACAGAAUACCAGGUUGACCCAGACUCUCUGAUUCUGCUGGAAUCCAGUGUGAAAGACAUAGUAGUGCUGAAAUCGACUCUGGGUUGCUACAGGUACAGCCUCAUCAGGGAAGAGGAAGUCCUCAGGCUGAAGGGCCCUGACUACUUGGCCUCCAGUUGUCUUUGGCACCUCCGUGGUCCCAAAGGUCACAUGAUCAAGCUACGGCUGGAGUGGACCCUCCCAGAGUGCAGGGACCGGCUGGCUAUGUAUGAUGCAGCUGGGCCAUUGGAGAACCAUCUUAUCACCUCAUUCUAUGGCUGCAGCCGUCAGGAGCCCAUGGUGGAAGUCCUUUCUUCGGGCCCCGUCAUGUCCGUGGUAUGGAAGAAAGCGAUGUAUAGCUACUACGACCCUUUCAUCCUCACCGCCCAGGCUGUGCCCUCUGAAGACUGCCAGGUGAAUGUAACGCUGCAGGGAGGCCUGGACCUGCAGGGGAAGAUCAGCACGCCACACUACCCGAGCUACUACUCGCCCAACACACAGUGCACCUGGCACAUGAUGGUCCCAUCUCUCGACUAUGGCGUUGUCCUGUGGUUUGAUGCCUAUGCACUGAGGAGACAGAAUUUUGAUCUGCCAUGUACUCAAGGCCAGUGGAUUAUUCAGAACAGAAGGUUGUGCGGCCUACGGACCCUGCAAGCCUAUGCCGAGCGAAUUCCUGUUGUGUCCUCCACUGGAAUCACCGUCAACUUCUCCUCUCAGAUCUCCUUAACCGGACCUGGAGUGCAGGCUGCCUACAGCCUGUAUAAUCAAUCUGAUCCCUGUCCAGAGGAGUUCCUCUGUUCUGUCAAUGGACUGUGUGUCCCAGCCUGUGAUGGGAUCAAAGACUGCCCCAAUGGACUGGAUGAGAGAAACUGUGUGUGCUCAGCGAAGUUCCAGUGUGAGGAGGACAGCACUUGCAUAGAGUUCACCAAGGUCUGCGACCAGCACCUGGACUGCGUUAACGGGAGCGAUGAGGAGAAGUGCAAUGAAGGAGGCCCCUGUGGUUCUUUCGCUUACCAGUGUGCAGACAGGAGCUGUGUGAAGAAACCCAACCCUCAGUGUGACUUCACCCCUGACUGCAAGGACUCGUCUGAUGAGAAGCACUGUGACUGUGGAUGGCAGGCUCCUUUGAACCGGAUUGUGGGUGGCGUCAAUUCUAUAGAAGGGGAGUGGCCGUGGCAGGCUAGCCUGCAGGUCCGCGGGAGCCACGUUUGCGGUGGGACGCUGAUCGCCAAUCGUUGGGUGGUCUCGGCUGCUCACUGCUUCCAAGAUGACAGCGGAUUGGCUUCCCCAUUCAUCUGGACUGUCUACCUGGGCAAGUACUUCCAAAACAUCACGAGCCAGAAUGAGGCGUCCUUCAAGGUGAGCCGUAUCCUCCUGCACCCGUACUACGAGGAGGACAGUCAUGACUACGACGUGGCCUUGCUCCAGCUUGACCACCCAGUUAUAAACUCAUCCUUCAUUCAGCCCAUCUGCUUGCCCGCCCACUCCCACCUCUUUGAACCUGGCCUCCGUUGCUGGAUCACCGGAUGGGGGGCUCUCAAGGAAGGAGGGCACACAAGUAACAUCCUGCAGAAGGCGGAUGUGCAGCUGAUCCAGCAGGACAUCUGCAGCAAGGCCUAUCACUACCAGAUCUCUCCCAGAAUGCUCUGUGCUGGCUAUCACAAGGGCAAGAAGGACGCCUGCCAGGGUGAUUCCGGAGGUCCCCUUGUCUGCAAGGAGCCCAGUGGCAGGUGGUUCUUGGCUGGCCUGGUGAGCUGGGGGCUGGGGUGCGCACGUCCAGAUUAUUACGGGGUCUACACCAGGAUCACUAGCGUGAUAGGCUGGAUGAAACAGACAAUGAGCUGAGGAAUGUCCACCCGUGCCUUCCCCAGGCACAGGCUGAGCUGUUUACCUGCUCCUGACACUGAUCACUUGUCUCCAUCACAUUGGGAACGACAGAGACUAUGUUUUGUUUGCAAGUGUCAUGCCUGAGGAGCCUAAAGCCUUUGGAACGGGGUGAAAGCAAAUCUGCCCUGGGGGUAUGUACCAGUGGGAAGCUCCUCCACCCUCUCCAAGAAAUGCCAAGUCUUACAUUAAGGCCAAGCCCACAAAGGUCUUUGGUGCAUCAGAGAGAGAGAGUGGAUGGAAAGCCAGGGAUCUUGAGAAGAUGCUUUCUGGGCAGGGGAAUGGGGGAGACGAACUUUACAUGAACUACAACAUGAUUCAUCUCCAGUCCCAAUGCGGGAACAUUUGCUGCAAGAAAAUCUGACUGAUGCACAUAGCAAUGUGAUUCCAGGAACUGUGAUAUCAAUCUGGCUCUCUCUCCUUCCCUGCCAUGUAUCCUUCUCCUCCCCCCACAUCGCUCCUUCUCGCCCAUCUCUUUAAUUGUUUCUUUCCUUAGCUAGAGGGUGUAGUUAGCUUCAACCAAGCCAUUAUGUGUAUAUCAGAGCCUCCAAGGCGCGAUCCAUCACCAUUUCCCCAAGUACGUGUCACUGCCACAGUGCUGUAAUUUCACCAUCAUUUUAUGCUACAGUUGGACUCCCUCCAGGCAGAAUUUGUGGCCACUGAAACAUCUGUGCAACCUCCUAUCCACUCCCUUGAAAUCAUUUAAGACCUUUACCACAAAAGAUCUUCCUCCACUUCCAUCCUCUAUGGUCAGCAAGGGAGGGGAGAAGACCGCAAGCAGAAAACUGUAGAUGGUGAUGGAUCUGUAUUUAUAAAGAACUAUUACAGGACACAGUCCGGAAUUGAGAAUAAAACCAAUUAUUUUUUGCUCUGAAA